CACUGCUCUCAUUGUUGAAAUCACAUCUCAGAAAGUAGGUAUUUUUUGAGUUUAAUUUGAGCGCAUAGUCAUGUAUUCCUGGCGGUCUCAUGAUCACCGUGAUCGACUAAGUGAGUUACCCGACUCCUUAAUCCUCAUGAUUCUUUCACUGUUGGAGACGCGGUAUGCUUUCACGACAACAUUUCUCUCCAAACGUUGGAGAGAUCUCUGGACCACCGUUCCCCGUCUGAAAUUCGUCGAAGAAGGUAGAAAUUUCAUUUGUGGAGUUGUUGCGAGAUUUAGAGGUGUGAAGAUCGUGAGCUUCUACCUUUCUUGGUUUGAUCAGCUGCCUACUUCUAGUGAUGUUGAUUCGUGGCUGCUCUUUGCCGUCGAAAAACAAGUGGAAGAGCUAUAUGUAGAUUUUGAAGCUCAUCUCGAUGCCCAUUACUGCCCACCUCAGUGUUUGUAUUCAUGCUCGUCCAUUACAGAAUUACACCUUGCUUGUUGUUGGUUGGAGAUUGAGGGGAGUGUGCAGUGGAAUCGUCUCAAGAGUUUAUAUCUUGAAGUUUUAAAUACCUCUCGUGUGAUGAUGUCUUUAACAAACUUCUCUCGGGUGCACCUCGCUUGGAAACGAUGAUAUUGUUGAUUGAUAAAAUUGUUGAAAACUUCAGUAUCCGAUCUACUAGUUUGAAGAAUCUCAUAAUCGACCAUAACAGUAGGCCGCUUAAUAUUGACAUAAUGGCAAUGCUGAGAAUUUGGGCUCCUAAUCUCUUGACUCUACAAAUUAGUGCAGAUGUUGUUAAUGGUGGUAGUUGUUUGUUUGAUGUCCCAUCUUUAACUUAUGCAUCUUUUUGUCGAUUUUGUGAGGUGUAUGAUCCGCCUCUUGAAACGUUCUAUCACCUUAUUCGAAGCAUCUGCCAUGUUAAGAAAGUUUAUUUAUCGGACUUGAACAUGAAGGUUUGAUUUC
Salvia miltiorrhiza (redroot sage) is the source of this 946-nucleotide messenger RNA. Its product is annotated as putative F-box protein At1g49610. Gene Ontology annotation, molecular function: protein binding. The transcript has a single exon. Bases 71 to 616 code for a protein of 181 amino acids. Lineage: Eukaryota; Viridiplantae; Streptophyta; Magnoliopsida; Lamiales; Lamiaceae. The record is from RefSeq and is a predicted model, not a curated record.